This is a messenger RNA of Fusarium redolens, 1323 nucleotides long. Its product is annotated as Alpha/beta hydrolase fold-1. Lineage: Eukaryota; Fungi; Ascomycota; Sordariomycetes; Hypocreales; Nectriaceae. Bases 437 to 1189 code for a protein of 250 amino acids. The record is from RefSeq and is a predicted model, not a curated record. The transcript is spliced from 2 exons.
AUUCUGGAUACCGACUGAGUUUCAAGCUGGGGAAUCGGCACGUGGCCACUAUCAGCUUCGGAUGCUGGGUUUCAUGAAGUGUUCUUGAAAUAUUUGGCGUGUUGACCUAUCAGAGGAGGGCAUUGUCAUGUUUUAAGGGCGCCAAAGUCGAAGCUAAAGAAUGGAAGCCAGGUAAGCUCCGUUUACAGCCAACAGCAAGCUUUGAAGGCGUAGAACAGAGCUGCAAAGAACACAUCUAAUACACAAAUGGUGGGUCGCAGUAGAUCUCAAACAUCUAGAACCGGUAGUUGAGCGACGCAUACCCCGCGGGGCAGGAGAAGGGGUUAGCUAUACCCCAAAUAUGCAUUAGUUCGACUACCCGUGUGUAUAAAAGCAGUCCCGAUAACAACCUGGUUUACCCCAGAUUCUACUACAUUAUCUAAACUUUCUCUGCGAGAUGUCUUCCGAUCCUACUAUUGUAUUCGCCCCAGGUGCCUGGCACUUGGCUUCUUGCUUUGAUCCCAUUCGCGAGGCACUUCACAGCCGAGGAUGGACAACCGAAGCUGUUGAGUAUCCAUCGGUUGGCGCAGAGCCUCCCACUAAGGGUCUUGAUGAUGAUGCCGAUGCUGUCCGAACGGUCCUUCAACGUCUAGCCGAUAAAGGAGAACAGAUUGUCCUUGUUGUUCAUUCAUAUGGUGGUUUGGUCGGUGCCAAUGCCGUGAAGGGGCUUGGAUACCGUCGGCGCAAGGAACAAGGUCUUCCCGGCGGUGUCAUCAUGUUUGUGUACCUAGCCGCGUUCGUGACACCUCUUGGUCUGAGCAUCAAGCAAAUGCUCGGCGGCCAAUUCCUGCCCUGGAUGAACCCCAAGGGAGAUUACGUGUACGCAGACACCCCAGAGGAAGUCUUCUACCAUGAUCUGAGUGGCGAGGCGCUUGACAGCGCCAUGAAGACGCUCAAGCAUCAAUCAGGCCGUGUUUUCACAGAUACUGUCACAUAUGAACCAUGGCAUGAUAUCGAGACCAUGUACUUCUUUUGCGAUGACGACAAGGCGCUAUUCCCCGUAGUUCAAGAGCAAAUGGCAGCUAUGCUGGGUCCUAAUGCCGUGCAAUUCCACUCGAAAGCGUCGCACUCCGUCUUCCUGUCGAAGGUCGAUGAGACAGUCAAGGGAGUUGAGUUAGCUGCCGAGGAGGGUAAGAAGAGAGCAGCUUAGGUUAAUACUCAAGGCCUGGAGCAUUAUGGUACAAUUUGGAAUUAAGAUAUCCUGUUAGCUUAUGAAAUCGAAUUCUUAUCGCCAGGUUUUGAAUUGUUUGAGAUCACCCAUAUCUCUACUCUCGUCAAGUGAAC